Messenger RNA from Penicillium olsonii, 924 nucleotides. Lineage: Eukaryota; Fungi; Ascomycota; Eurotiomycetes; Eurotiales; Aspergillaceae. The record is from the annotation of a GenBank genome assembly.
AUGGUUUGGAGGGUGAGAAGAGGCAGAGGGAAAGGGUUCUGGGCUAACGCCGAUGCCUGCCAGGCUGCCCAAUUAUUGCAAGCCUCAGGCACCAAGGCUACAAUCAUCUCGUGGUCUGCGUUCACACAACAGCAGCAAAUCAUGGCUGCCAACUAUCGCGAGAUCGGCUUCGGAGAAUGUGGCGUAGUCUUCGAGCGAUUGGGACAAAACUAUGUUAUCAAGGUUGCGAGGCCCUUUUACGAAGAUUCGCUCUGGGCAGACUUCAGUGCCCAUUUCCAAGUACGAAAAGCGUUUGAAUCGCAGUCAAACGAGCCUACCUGUCGGAUCAUGAAGCUCUUUUCCUAUGUGCCGAAGGAUAAUCAACGAUGGUGGGAAGAGAAACUUCCUUUCCUGUCGCCAACCUGUCCCUCUCUCUAUCUUCCAACUAUGGCCCUAAUCACAGAGAGGAUCCUUCCGUUGCCCAAAACGGCAAGGCAAGCGCUGAUAGAUGCAUACUGCCCAGCUAUCUCACGAACGGCUGUCGCUGCCAACCCAACAAAUCGAGACUGCCUAGCGCGGAUCUAUCUUGGUCGGCGCCGCCCACCGGGGACACCCCAAGCGCCAAAUUUUACGCUUCGAAACUUCAAUCUGUGCCUCGACCAAGCCAUAGACCUUGAAUUCCCAGUUAAUUUAUUCGCUGCUGGCAUAGGCGAGGCCCUAGCAAUCAUUCAUUGGGUAGCACACGUCGAUGCAUACGAUAUUGAGUUCGUGCUGGGAAGCGAAGGGGGUAUGCCACCUGCCUAUACCCAGGACCUAUCAAGAUGCCUGAACCUGAGCGCACAGGACCAGUUGAAAAUGGCCCCGCACACGGAUGUUGAGGACUUAUUGAGUACCAACUCUCCACUUCGGACUCCUCGGCUAUUCGUUUUGGAUUUCAAUCUCUAG